Messenger RNA from Thermothelomyces thermophilus ATCC 42464, 750 nucleotides. RefSeq lists its product as uncharacterized. The coding region runs from base 173 to 583 and encodes 136 amino acids. The record is from RefSeq and is a predicted model, not a curated record. NCBI's taxonomy places the organism in Eukaryota, Fungi, Ascomycota, Sordariomycetes, Sordariales, Chaetomiaceae. The transcript has a single exon.
CCAAAACCCAAAGAUGGCGGGUGCAUCCGGCCGCAUUUUCCACCGCACCUCUUCCCAACAGAAUCCUGCGCAUGGCAGACUCGAUCCGAGGUGAUGGUCUGCUCAGGGCGGGUCAAACCCUGCAAGCACUCGUCGAGAACCCGGAACGUCUGGAACGCGCGAGAGCGCAUUUAUGCGGGUCUCCUCGUAUACAUCUCAACUCUCCGGCGCCACGACGCUAUCCCAUAGCCCAGACGAGUUUACUGAUGCCCAAAAACGUCGAGACGAGAAGAUAUGGCAGCUGCAGUUGGAGCAUAGGGCUUCGCUUCCUUACAACCAGUUCGAUGUCCAGUCCAGCGAGGAGCUGCAGCGUCUUUUCCAAGCGGACCGAAAUCGGACAUAUCAUCCCCGCCCCGGCAUAGAGAGCAUCUACAAACACGCAGAUGCCAUCGUCAGGGAGCGCUGGAUCGAUCAGGGAAUCUGGAAGGACGAGUGGAAUGGGGGGGUUCGGACCCGGCAGGCUCUGGAAGCACGAGAAACCUCUAGAGUCCGAGAUCGAGACAGGGUUGGGUACCGCGCCCGCCCCAGGACUCUUCGGCAAUGAGGAAACGGAGCGUCGGGGGCCGGCUAGGAGCGAAGAGGAGCUUCGACAAGAGAAGCGCGAACGCGAGGCCUCACGGCCCUACUAACAAUUCCUCUACCAGGUCUCUAAGGAGCGCGAGCGCAUUCAAGGGGAAAUGAAAUCCAGGCCGAGAUCCUCUCACUCAAGCC